This is a messenger RNA of Amphiprion ocellaris (clown anemonefish), 1007 nucleotides long. Its product is annotated as glyceraldehyde-3-phosphate dehydrogenase-like. Gene Ontology annotation, molecular function: NAD binding; oxidoreductase activity, acting on the aldehyde or oxo group of donors, NAD or NADP as acceptor. The record is from RefSeq and is a predicted model, not a curated record. NCBI's taxonomy places the organism in Eukaryota, Metazoa, Chordata, Actinopteri, Pomacentridae. The transcript is spliced from 7 exons. Bases 163 to 825 code for a protein of 220 amino acids.
AGACUUGCCGUCGCGGAAGCGUAAAUAGGCAGUUGAUCCGAUAGUAGCAGAACCAAACAACUCCACGUGGAAGACGUAUAACAGAUUUACUGGCCGCCCGAUUAAAUCGGGGUUUUGCCGGUUAAACGCCGAAAUAAUCUUGAUUUCUAUAAAUAACAGUAAAUGCUGUUAAAGGUCGGAGUCGCGCAGAAUGACGUCCUGGCGCCGUUGAAGCUGCACAGCAGUGGACUGAGCCCACAGGUCUACAUGUUCAAGUAUGAUUCCACUCAUGGUGUGUUCAAGCACGGAGAGGUGAAGGCAGAGGGCGGCAAGCUGAUCAUCGGCAAGAUGUCCAUCAUGGUCUUCCACGAGAGGGACCCCGCCAACAUCAAAUGGAGCGAUGCUGGCGUCGACUAUGUUGUUGAGUCUACCGGUGUGUUCACCACCAUCGAGAAGGUCUCUGCUCACCUGAAGGGCGGCGCUAAGAGGGUGGUGAUCUCUGCUCCCAGCGCUGACUCUCCCAUGUUCACGAUGGGCGUCAACCACGAGAAGUACGAGAACUCUAUGAAGGUUGUCAGCAACGCUUCCUGCACAACCAACUGCCUGGCUCCCCUCGCCAAGGUUAUCAACGACAACUUCGGCAUCAUUGAGGGUCUCAUGAGCACAGUCCACGCCGUCACCGCCACACAGAAGACAGUUGACGGUCCCUCCGGCAAGCUGUGGAGAGACGGACGUGGUGCUGCCCAGAACAUCAUCCCCGCCUCCACUGGAGCCGCCAAGGCUGUCGGCAAGGUCGUCCCCGAGCUCAACGGCAAGCUGACCGGUAUGGCUUACAAUAAUAAUUAGAAGAAUUUUAAUUGUGAUUUUCUCAACCUCUCAUUUAAAGAUAUCAGUACUUGUUUAUAACAUUUGUAUAUAUAGACAAAUUAAAUAUAAUAUGUAUAAAUAUAAAAUAUAUAACAUUUAGAACCUUGCUGUCUUGCGCAAAGUGGAUAGUGAAACUGAAUAAAAGCACAAAUACAUUUAAA